AGGGGUAACUUACGGAGUAGUUAGACCCUGAAGCCUCAUCCAGCUGGAAUUAUUCCAUUCGGCUCCGCACGAGGACCAGAAGUCGAAUGCUUCUCCGCAGGGAUAAGAAGCAGUAAUAAGAUAUCGACGGCCAGUAUCUUUUUGGAAAACUAUACUGCGGAAAAAGUACUUCAACAAUGUCAGUAAAAGGCAAAGUCGCUAUUGUCACAGGCGCUGGCCUGGGGUUGGGCAGAUUGUACGCCCUUGCUCUUGCUGCACGAGGAGCAAAGGUUCUGGUAAACGAUUAUGGUGGCAGCCUGGAAGGAAAGGCGGGCACUAUCACGAGAGCCCAGUCUGUUGUUGACGAGAUAAAGGCCUUGGGAGGGACCGCAGUGGCUCACAACGGAGAUGUCUCCAGGGACGCAAAGGAUAUCGUGCAAGCAGCGGUCGAAGCAUUCGGCAGGGUCGACAUAUUGAUCAACAAUGCAGGAAUCACUGGCAAAAUCUCUCCGCACGAUGAUGUUGACGGUGCAGCAUUCAUGCGUGUACUCGAAAUCUCCGUCCUAGGUACAUCGCUGGUGACAAGCGCGGCGUACUCAGUUAUGGCAAAGCAGCACUACGGGAGAAUCGUCAACGUGUCUUCUAAUGCGAUCUACGGCUUCGGUGCAGGGGGUGACUGUGCGUACGGUGCAGCCAAAGGAGCUGUUUUCGCCAUAUCCAGAGAAUUGGGCAGAUGGUCGGAGAGGGACGGAAUCAAGAUCAACUGCAUCAUGCCGUCGGCAGCGUCAAGGAUGACAGACCUCUCCGAGGGCACGAAGAAGCUCACUGAGACAUACUUUCCACCAGAGGGAGUCGUGCCAUUCGUAGUCGCGCUCUGCGCGGAAGAAUGCCCAACUUCUGGCGAGGUUUUCACAGCUAGUGCCAAUCGAGCUGCUAGAGAGACGCUGGCCACAUUCCCAGGUGUCAACUCUGACAAGCCAGAGGAGUAUUUAAAACAGUGGGACAAGGUGAUGGGCAAGGGAGAUACUCCGCAUCUGGCUGACAGCACGAUGGACCAAGUCAAGUAUAUCGUCCGCCAAGCACACGGCGUAGAGAUGGAAGAUAUAGCCGAAUUUGGCAUUGCUGGGAAAUGAAACGGGUGCUUGAACCUAUCUACUAUUCUAACCUGUUUACGGUAGUCCCCAAGGUUCCUCCAGGCCGCAUUUUCAGCGUAUGUGAUGUUGGCUGUGAGACGGGGCUUUGGGAACAGAUCAUAUCCUAGGACCUAAGUCUAUGGGCACGUGAACGGGCGGACUCGGGCACUGCC
Messenger RNA from Exophiala viscosa, 1285 nucleotides. RefSeq lists its product as uncharacterized. The coding region runs from base 177 to 1112 and encodes 311 amino acids. Gene Ontology annotation, molecular function: oxidoreductase activity. The transcript is spliced from 2 exons. NCBI's taxonomy places the organism in Eukaryota, Fungi, Ascomycota, Eurotiomycetes, Chaetothyriales, Herpotrichiellaceae. The record is from RefSeq and is a predicted model, not a curated record.